UAGACUCUAGACUCUCACACGCACAGAGCCACAGCCGAAAGCAGCAACCAUUUCCGGAGAGAGUUAGAGUUACAGUAGAGUAGAAAGAGGUCUAGUCUUGUUUUCAAUGGGGGCGAGAAGCGUAAUGCUAAAGUACCUGAGAGUGCCGGUGGUUCAGGCUGUGCGGCCAAACCCAAGCUCCUCCGUCACCUCCCCUCUCCUCAACGCCAUUCGCGCCCGCUUCUACUCCGAAGAGGUCAGGGGGACCUUCCUCGACAAGUCCGAGGUCACCGAUCGGAUCAUCACCGUCGUCAAGAACUUCCAGAAAGUCGAUCCCUCCAAGGUUACUCCGGAUGCUCACUUCCAGAAGGAUCUUGGAUUAGAUAGUUUAGAUGCUGUUGAGAUUGUGAUGGCGCUUGAAGAGGAGUUUGGGUUUGAGAUCCCAGACAAUGAAGCAGACAAGAUCAACUCCAUUGGUCUUGCUGUUGACUUUAUUUCCUCUCACCCUCAGGCAAAGUAGGGUUGGCAUGAAGCUUCAUUUUAUUUGCUGCAAGGAAUAGCUGUAGAACUUAUGAGCUUCAUAUCUCUUUCCCACCUUUUUUCUUGUUAAUCCUACUUCCAAAAAAGGAGUUUUUUGGUAUGCUUAAACUUCAGUAUGCUGGCAUUUCCAGUUUAUGGAAAGUGUGUAAACAACUUCAUUGAUGUUUUGUUUAAAUAAAGUCAUUUAGUUUAUUGCUUGUCAAA
Messenger RNA from Rosa chinensis, 723 nucleotides. RefSeq names its product acyl carrier protein 2, mitochondrial. Gene Ontology annotation, molecular function: phosphopantetheine binding; acyl binding; acyl carrier activity. Gene Ontology annotation, biological process: fatty acid biosynthetic process. NCBI's taxonomy places the organism in Eukaryota, Viridiplantae, Streptophyta, Magnoliopsida, Rosales, Rosaceae. The transcript is spliced from 2 exons. Gene Ontology annotation, cellular component: mitochondrion. The coding region runs from base 107 to 499 and encodes 130 amino acids. The record is from RefSeq and is a predicted model, not a curated record.